Messenger RNA from Moneuplotes crassus, 1084 nucleotides. The record is from the annotation of a GenBank genome assembly. Lineage: Eukaryota; Ciliophora; Spirotrichea; Euplotida; Euplotidae.
AAAAUUGCGCAAUGUCCUUUAUCAGAAAAGAAUCGAGCUUUUCACAGGAUUCUGAGAAACUUAUCAAGUCACACAAGCAAGAGAUGAGUGUCAUGGACCAGGUCAGGUCUGUCCUCAGUAAUGAUAUCCAUUCAUUUGAGAUUCAGGAACCAGGGCAGGGCGAGGAGACACCUACCAAGAAUAACACAUUUUUGGGGUACCUUUUCAUGUUCAUUUCUGUUUUUGGUAUCACAUGGGGACAUAUUUUCUCAAAGGUUGCUUUCACCAGGAAUCCAGCACUUGGAGGUAUAGACUGUGUCACAUUCUUCGGAAUCUGGCUCUGUAUUGUAUACAUCACAUGGUCGAAAAUCCUGGGAGUAAAGCUAUCAGUCACAAGUUUACCAAAGACACCAUUAAUAGCACUUCUGCUAAGUAUUGGUGUUACGUUGUUUACCCAGUUGGGCCUGUUCAAAGCUAUUUCUUUGAUCCCAGUAGGAAAAAGUACUCUUAUUUUCAGCACUAAUCCUAUAUUUAGCGUGAUCUUAUCGUUCCUAAUAUUGAGAGAGGGCUUAUCAAAAUCGAUCAUUUUCUCAGCCCUUGGAGCCUUUGUGGGAAUCUACUUUUUGUCACUGAACAAACAAGGUGAGGAUGAAGAAGGUAAUAGCCUGAUCAUUGGGAUCAUUCUUGUGUUAGUAUGAGCAUGGCUGCAAGCAGUCAUUUUUAUACUUGUCAGAAUUAUCAGUUCCCAGAACAUCCAUUUUACGGUUCGACCUGCAAAUGUCGGGAUGUUUUUCAUCACUUUUGUGAUGCUUUACAAUGGGGUUUUGCUAGCGACUGGGCACCCAAAUACGUUCCAAUAUGAUUUAGGAGACGUCAUUUUGCUAUCAUGAGUUGGACUCGGUUCUUGAUUGUGUAUAGGGCCACUAAGUUUAGCCAUGCAGUAUGAAGAAGCCUCAAAAUUGUCGCCUCUUCUUUAUACAGAGAACAUUUUCACCUUGCUAGCAGACGCUUUGGUGUUUAACUACACCUUUGCAAGUUCUGACUAUAUUGGAAUUACAAUUUGGUAAUCAAGUUCUACUUAAGAUCUUAAGCCAGUAGGAUUUCA